Molecule: messenger RNA, 657 nt
Organism: Anopheles coustani
Lineage: Eukaryota; Metazoa; Arthropoda; Insecta; Diptera; Culicidae
Gene: Ufm1
Product: ubiquitin-fold modifier 1
Exons: 3
Coding region: 163-426 (87 amino acids)
Biological process (GO): protein K69-linked ufmylation
Cellular component (GO): cytoplasm; nucleus
Source: RefSeq, a predicted model, not a curated record
UUUGUUGACAAUUUAGUAGGCCUCGAUAAAUUUCAGGUGGUUGCUUUGCCGGAAUAAAAAGCAUUGCUGUUUCGUGAAAUUUGUUAUCAAUUUCUCCUACUACGAGUAUUCUUCGUCAACCGAUAAUUCUGGUAUCGCAACAAACCAUUAGGAUUAAUAAAAAUGGCUACCUCAAAGGUAACGUUUAAAAUUACGCUCACGUCGGACCCGAAGCUUCCAUUCAAAGUGUUGAGUGUUCCGGAAACGACACCGUUCACGGCGGUGCUUAAAUUUGCAGCGGAGGAAUUCAAAGUACCCCCGGCAACAAGCGCCAUCAUCACGGACGAUGGUAUCGGCAUCAAUCCGCAGCAAACGGCUGGCAACGUUUUCCUGAAACAUGGUUCCGAACUACGGUUAAUUCCCCGUGAUCGUGUCGGAUGUUGUUGAAGUGCCGCGUAAAGUGAACGAAUGUUUUCCGUAUUCCCGCUACUUUUUUGUUUUAUCCGGCAAAGUUUUGGUUCUUGCGCUGCUAGCAGUAAUGCCGCUUUAUUUAGCUUCAGAUCGCUUGAAUAAUGUGAUAUACAAUAUACUACUUCAUGCGCAGCGAUGAGCAAACGAUGCAUAUUUACCGAUUUGUUGGAUUUGUCUAUACGAAUAAAUUUAUUCUUUUGUAACCGU